AGUGCUCUCAGCUUUUUGGUUGAAGCCCCUCUGCUUUCAGUCUGAAGGCAGGGCCCGGACGAGGACGGAUCGGAGGGUCCCAGGCGGCGGGGCCAACCGAGAGGGAGAGGAGGGGGCGAGAGACAGGAAGGAAGCAAACCAUCAAAUUUAAAAGAAAAAGCCCUUUGACUUUUUACCUCCUCUCCCUCCCCAAUGGCUGUGUAGCAAACAUCGGCAAUACCUUGGAAGGGACGAAGUCGGUCUGCAAUCGCAAUUUCGUGGGUUGAGUUCACAGUUGUGAGCGCGGGGCUUGGAGAUGGAGCCGUGGUCCUCUAGGUGGAAAACGAAACGGUGGCUCUGGGAUUUCACCAUAACAACCCUCGCAUUGACUUUCCUCUUCCAAGUUAGAGAGGUCAGAGGAGCUGCUCCAGUUGAUGUACUUAAAGCACUAGAUUUUCACAAUUCUCCAGAGGGAAUAUCAAAGACAACAGGAUUUUGCACAAACAGAAAGAACUCUAAAGGUUCAGAUACUGCUUACAGAGUUUCAAAACUAGCACAACUCAGUGCUCCGACAAAACAGUUAUUUCCAGGUGGAACUUUUCCAGAAGAUUUUUCAAUAUUAUUUACAGUAAAACCCAAAAAAGGAAUUCAGUCUUUCCUCUUAUCUAUAUACAAUGAGCAUGGUAUUCAACAAAUUGGUGUUGAGGUUGGGAGAUCCCCUGUUUUUCUGUUUGAAGACCACACUGGAAAACCUGCCCCAGAAGAUUAUCCCCUCUUCAGGACUGUUAACAUUGCUGAUGGGAAGUGGCAUCGGGUGGCAAUCAGUGUGGAAAAGAAAACUGUGACCAUGAUUGUUGACUGUAAGAAGAAAACCACAAAACCACUUGAUAGAAGUGAAAGAUCAAUUGUUGAUACCAAUGGAAUCACGGUUUUUGGAACAAGGAUUUUGGAUGAAGAAGUUUUCGAGGGGGACAUCCAGCAGUUUUUGAUCACAGGUGACCCCAAGGCAGCAUAUGACUACUGUGAGCAUUAUAGUCCAGACUGUGACUCUUCAGCACCCAAAGCUGCUCAGGCUCAGGAACCUCAGGUAGACGAGUAUGCACCUGAGGAUAUAAUGGAAUAUGAGUAUGAGUACGGGGAGACAGAGUAUAAGGAGGCUGGAAGUGUAACAGAGAGCCCCACUGUAACUGAGGAGACAAUAGCACAAACAGAGAAAAAGAAAUCCAAUUUCAAAAUGAAGAUGAGGACAGUGGCCACUAACUCAAAGGAAAAAUUCAAAAAGUUUACACCCCCCAAAACCAAGAAGAAGAAAAGUUAUCAAGCAGCAGCAAAAGCCAAACUAGGGGCAAAUGUUAUUGAUGAUUUUCAAGAAUAUAACUAUGGAACAAUGGACAGUUAUCAGACAGAAGCUCCUAGGCGUGUAUCUGGAUCAAAUGAGCCAAAUCCUGUUGAAGACGUUUUCACAGAAGAAUAUCUAACUGGAGAGGAUUAUGAUCCCCAGAGGAAAAAUUUCGAGGACACACUAUAUGAAAACAAAGAAAUAGACGGCAGGGACUCUGAUCUUCUGGUAGAUGGAGAUUUAGGCGAAUAUUUUUAUGAAUAUAAAGAAUAUGAAGAUAAACCAACAAGCCCCCCUAAUGAAGAAUUUGGUCCAGGUGUACCAGCAGAAACUGAUUUCACAGAAACAAGUAUAAAUGGCCAUGGUGCAUAUGGAGAAAAAGGGCAGAAGGGAGAGCCAGCAGUGGUUGAACCUGGUAUGCUAGUUGAAGGACCACCAGGGCCAGCAGGACCUGCGGGUCUUAUGGGCCCUCCAGGUCUACAAGGCCCCUCUGGACCUCCUGGUGACCCUGGCGAUAGGGGACCCCCAGGACGUCCUGGCUUACCAGGGGCUGAUGGUCUACCAGGUCCUCCUGGUACCAUGUUAAUGUUACCGUUCCGUUAUGGGGGUGAUAGUUCCAAAGGACCAACCAUCUCUGCUCAGGAAGCUCAGGCUCAAGCUAUUCUGCAGCAAGCUCGGAUUGCUCUAAGAGGCCCUCCUGGCCCAAUGGGCCUAACUGGAAGACCAGGUCCUGUGGGCGGGCCUGGUUCAGCUGGGGCCAAAGGUGAGAGUGGUGACCCAGGUCCUCAGGGCCCGAGAGGUGUCCAAGGUCCUCCUGGUCCAACUGGAAAACCCGGGAAAAGGGGUCGUCCAGGUGCUGAUGGAGGAAGAGGAAUGCCAGGAGAGCCUGGGGCAAAGGGAGAUCGAGGGUUUGAUGGACUUCCAGGUCUGCCAGGUGACAAAGGUCACAGGGGUGAAAGAGGCCCCCAAGGUCCUCCAGGUCCUCCUGGUGAUGAUGGAAUGAGGGGAGAAGAUGGAGAAAUAGGACCCAGGGGUCUUCCAGGUGAAGCUGGCCCACGAGGUUUGCUGGGACCAAGGGGAACUCCAGGACCUCCAGGGCAACCUGGUAUUGCAGGUAUAGAUGGACCCCCAGGACCAAAAGGGAACAUGGGUCCUCAAGGGGAGCCUGGGCCUCCAGGUCAGCAAGGGAAUCCAGGACCUCAAGGUCUUCCUGGUCCACAAGGUCCAAUUGGUCCUCCGGGUGAAAAGGGACCCCAAGGAAAACCAGGUCUUGCUGGACUUCCUGGUGCUGAUGGACCACCUGGUCAUCCUGGAAAAGAAGGCCAGUCUGGAGAAAAGGGUGCUUUGGGUCCCCCUGGUCCCCAAGGUCCUAUUGGCUACCCUGGUCCUCGAGGAGUAAAGGGAGCAGAUGGCGUCAGAGGUCUCAAGGGAUCUAAAGGUGAAAAGGGUGAAGAUGGCUUUCCAGGAUUCAAAGGUGACAUGGGUCUUAAAGGUGACAGAGGAGAAGUUGGUCAAAUUGGUCCAAGAGGAGAAGAUGGUCCUGAAGGCCCCAAAGGUCGCGCAGGUCCCACUGGAGACCCAGGUCCUUCUGGUCAAGCAGGAGAGAAGGGGAAACUUGGAGUUCCAGGAUUGCCAGGAUAUCCAGGAAGACAAGGUCCUAAGGGUUCCACUGGAUUUCCUGGGUUUCCAGGUGCCAAUGGGGAGAAAGGUGCACGGGGAGUUGCUGGCAAGCCAGGCCCUCGGGGUCAGCGUGGUCCAACGGGUCCUCGAGGUUCCAGAGGUGCAAGAGGUCCCACUGGGAAACCUGGUGCAAAGGGUACUUCGGGAGGUGAUGGCCCUCCUGGCCCUCCAGGUGAAAGAGGUCCUCAAGGACCUCAGGGUCCAGUUGGAUUUCCUGGUCCAAAAGGUCCUCCUGGUCCACCUGGGAAGGAUGGACUGCCAGGACACCCUGGACAACGUGGUGAGACUGGAUUUCAAGGCAAGACUGGCCCCCCAGGGCCAGGGGGUGUUGUUGGACCACAGGGACCAACUGGCGAGACUGGUCCUAUAGGUGAACGUGGGCACCCUGGUCCUCCUGGCCCUCCUGGUGAGCAAGGUCUUCCUGGUGCUGCAGGAAAAGAAGGUGCAAAGGGUGAUCCAGGUCCUCAAGGUAUCUCAGGGAAAGAUGGACCAGCAGGAUUACGUGGUUUUCCAGGUGAACGAGGUCUUCCUGGAGCUCAGGGUGCACCUGGACUGAAAGGAGGAGAAGGUCCCCAGGGCCCCCCAGGUCCAGUUGGCUCACCAGGAGAACGUGGUUCAGCAGGUACUGCUGGCCCAAUUGGUUUGCCAGGGCGUCCGGGACCCCAAGGGCCCCCUGGUCCAGCUGGAGAGAAGGGUGCUCCUGGAGAAAAAGGUCCUCAAGGCCCUGCGGGGAGAGAUGGAGUGCAGGGCCCUGUGGGUCUCCCAGGACCCGCUGGUCCGGCUGGCUCCCCUGGAGAAGAUGGAGACAAGGGUGAAAUUGGUGAACCAGGACAAAAAGGCAGCAAAGGGGACAAAGGAGAAAACGGUCCUCCUGGUCCUCCAGGUCUUCAAGGACCAGUUGGUGCCCCAGGAAUUGCUGGAGGUGAUGGAGAACCAGGUCCCAGAGGACAGCAGGGAAUGUUUGGACAGAAAGGUGAUGAGGGUGCAAGAGGUUUCCCUGGACCUCCUGGUCCCAUAGGUCUUCAGGGUCUACCAGGACCACCUGGUGAAAAAGGUGAAAAUGGAGAUGUUGGCCCCAUGGGUCCACCUGGUCCUCCUGGCCCAAGAGGCCCUCAAGGUCCCAAUGGAGCUGACGGACCUCAAGGACCCCCAGGAUCUGUUGGUUCAGUUGGUGGUGUUGGAGAAAAGGGUGAACCAGGAGAAGCAGGGAACCCAGGGCCUCCUGGAGAAGCAGGCUCAGGUGGUCCCAAAGGAGAAAGAGGAGAAAAAGGAGAAGCUGGUCCACCUGGUGCUGCUGGACCUCCUGGUGUCAAGGGGCCACCAGGUGAUGAUGGCCCCAAGGGUAACCCGGGUCCUGUUGGCUUUCCUGGAGAUCCUGGUCCUCCUGGGGAACCUGGCCCUGCAGGUCAAGAUGGUGUUGGUGGUGACAAAGGUGAAGAUGGAGAUCCUGGGCAACCGGGUCCUCCUGGUCCAUCUGGUGAGGCUGGCCCACCAGGUCCUCCUGGAAAAAGAGGUCCUCCUGGAGCUGCAGGUGCAGAGGGAAGACAAGGUGAAAAAGGGGCUAAGGGAGAAGCAGGUGCUGAAGGUCCUCCUGGGAAAACUGGCCCAGUUGGUCCUCAGGGUCCUGCUGGAAAGCCUGGUCCAGAAGGUCUCCGGGGCAUCCCUGGCCCUGUGGGAGAACAAGGUCUCCCUGGAGCUGCAGGCCAAGAUGGACCACCUGGUCCUAUGGGACCUCCUGGUUUACCUGGUCUCAAAGGAGAUCCUGGCUCCAAGGGUGAGAAGGGGCAUCCUGGUUUAAUUGGCUUGAUUGGUCCUCCAGGAGAGCAAGGGGAAAAGGGUGACAGAGGACUCCCUGGAACUCAAGGGUCUCCAGGAGCAAAGGGGGAUGGGGGAAUUCCAGGUCCUGCUGGUCCCAUUGGCCCACCUGGUCCUCCAGGCUUACCCGGUCCUCAAGGUCCCAAGGGUAACAAAGGCUCCUCUGGACCUGCUGGCCAGAAGGGUGACAGCGGUCUUCCAGGGCCUCCUGGGCCUCCGGGUCCACCUGGUGAAGUCAUUCAGCCUUUACCAAUCUUGUCAUCCAAAAAAACAAGAAGACAUACUGAAAGCAUGCAAGAUGAUAUGGGCGAUAAUAUUCUCGAUUACUCUGAUGGAAUGGAGGAAAUAUUUGGUUCCCUCAAUUCCCUGAAGCAAGACAUUGAGCAUAUGAAGUUUCCAAUGGGUACUCAGACCAAUCCUGCCCGAACUUGCAAAGACCUGCAACUCAGCCACCCUGACUUCCCAGAUGGUGAAUACUGGAUUGAUCCUAACCAAGGUUGCUCAGGAGAUUCCUUCAAAGUUUAUUGUAAUUUCACAUCUGGUGGUGAGACUUGCAUUUAUCCAGACAAAAAGUCAGAGGGAGUAAGAAUUUCAUCAUGGCCAAAGGAAAAACCAGGAAGUUGGUUUAGUGAAUUUAAGAGAGGAAAAUUGCUUUCAUAUUUAGAUAUUGAAGGCAAUUCCAUUAACAUGGUGCAAAUGACAUUCCUAAAACUCCUCACUGCCUCUGCUCGGCAAAAUUUCACCUACAACUGUCAUCAGUCGGCUGCCUGGUAUGAUGUGUCAUCAGGAAGUUAUGACAAAGCACUUCGGUUCCUGGGAUCAAAUGAUGAGGAGAUGUCCUAUGAUAACAACCCCUACAUCAAAGCACUGCAUGAUGGCUGUGCGUCCAGAAAAGGCUAUGAAAAGACUGUGAUUGAAAUCAACACACCGAAAAUUGAUCAAGUACCUAUCAUUGAUGUAAUGAUCAAUGACUUUGGUGAUCAGAAUCAAAAGUUUGGAUUUGAAGUUGGUCCAGUUUGCUUUCUUGGCUAAGAUUAAGAUGAAGAACCUAUGAAACCAACAGAAAAUAUACCUUGGUGCCACCGACCCAUUUCAUGCCACAUGCAAGUUUUGAAUAAGGAUGGUAUAGAGUACAACUUCCUAUGUAUACUUGUACCAUUUAAUACUGAUGCCCUUGAAGGGGCAAAAACAUGUGAAAAGAGCUUUGAAAAUCAUUAAGAUAUAAGAUAGUGUGGCUGAGAUGGAAACAGGGCUGAUUCUUAAUUCUCGACCCUCAUCUCUCCUUUUCCUAUUUGGAUUUCUUUGGUGCUGUAGAAAAAAAAAAAGAGAGAAAAAUAUAUAUUCAUAAAAAAAUAUGGUGCUCAUUCCCGUCCAAGGAUAUGCUAAAACAGCGUGUUUAAUAAAUUGUAAUUAUUUUAUGUACAGUUCUAUACUGUUAUCUAUGUGUCCAUUUCCAAAACUUGCACGUGUCUCAGAAUCCCAUCUGACUCAAAUUUUAUGACAAUUGCGGAACCAUGAUGGCAAUAAAUAUAUGUAUUACAAAAAAUAAAGUUGCAAUUUCUGAUGUCUCUAAUUCCCUUUCUUUUAUUAAUAAUAAAAUGCCUUUGUAUAUAUUGAUGUUGAAGAGUUCAAUUAUUUGAUGUCGCUGACCAGUUUCUCAGAGGGCAAAACCUGGAAGACUUUUGGGAGCACACUACAAUCAACUCUUCUCUGCUGACAGUAACUUUAAUGAAAUUCAGCCAAAAAUAUUCAUUUUGGUGUUUUACUCAAUGCUAUACCUCAAACUAUUUCUUCUCAGAAUCCAGGAUUUCACAGGAUACUUGUAUAUAUGGGAAAAAAAACAAGUUUAUAUUUUUGAACAGGGAAAUAUGUAUGAGAAAUAUUUUAACAAAGUGAUGCCUCCAUCAUGCAAACAACCUUAUGUACAAUUUUUUCUCUAUCUCAUUGUUUUCAGUGUGCUUCAAUAAAGCAGGUUUAUAUUAAAGAUGGAAACUAAGCAAUUAUUUAUGAAUUUGUGCAAUGUUAGAUUUUUAAUCAGUCAACUUCUUGAAUUUGAUUCCGAGUUGCAUAUUAUAAUAGUCUCUAUUAUUUUACCUGCCCAACAAAUACUAUUUCUUAACUUUAAAGAUAACAUCAUCCAUCAUUUGACCAACCUGAUAGCUAAAUAACACAUGGGUGGACUGUUUGAAGUCAUACUUAAGAUAAUUGGAACAUAUUUUUCACUAAGGUAUUUUCUUUCAGGUAGCUUGAAACAGCAGUAAAAUUUAAAAAUUUCAAACUGGACUUUGUAUCUAUUUUUAAGUAAUAUAUGUAAGACUUGAAAAUAAAUGUUUUAUUAUUUCUUAUAUGAAGUGUAAAAUUAAUUGAUACCAGAUUCCACUGGAACAUUUUCAACUGAUAAUUUAUCACUAAAGAACAUACCUGUAAUAUUAAAAUUAAAACGUGAACAUCUGUCAUUCAGAAUUUAUUUUAUUUUUGAAAUUAAGUUUGUAAAUGUCCUUUCAAGAAGGGAGUUUUGAAUCGC
Molecule: messenger RNA, 7337 nt
Organism: Sciurus carolinensis (gray squirrel)
Lineage: Eukaryota; Metazoa; Chordata; Mammalia; Rodentia; Sciuridae
Gene: Col11a1
Product: collagen type XI alpha 1 chain
Exons: 68
Coding region: 296-5845 (1849 amino acids)
Molecular function (GO): extracellular matrix structural constituent
Source: RefSeq, a predicted model, not a curated record